Messenger RNA from Alosa sapidissima (American shad), 1817 nucleotides. RefSeq names its product CMRF35-like molecule 8. Bases 291 to 1319 code for a protein of 342 amino acids. The record is from RefSeq and is a predicted model, not a curated record. The transcript is spliced from 7 exons. Lineage: Eukaryota; Metazoa; Chordata; Actinopteri; Clupeiformes; Clupeidae.
ACACCCCUUCCUCUGUAUGUUUAAAGUGAAACUCAGAGAAGGAAGCACAUAUUUAAAGACAGACAUUCGGAGAGAGAAGCCACACACUCGAGCAGCUGAUGUUAAGGGAUCUAUAGGUUAAGAGAUGCUCAUUAUGUUAAGGGAUCUAUAGGUUAGGUUAUAGUAACCGGGAUCAGAGAUACAGUUUGUCAGUUUAAGGUUUUACAGAACUUGUGCAGAAAACAGAACUUACAGAAGUUUUUCAAUUGUAGAGAAGGCAUUCUCCUGCUUUUUUUUUUAUCUCGGUCAGCAUGAGGGUCUUUACCUCCUACAUCUUGCUGCUCUCAGGUGUGAGCUGGGUAUGCUGUGUUCAGACAUUGAAUGGUUCUGUGGGGGAAAGUGUGGAAAUCAGUUGUGAAUAUCCUCAAGAAUAUGACCCCAUGUCUGUGUUCCUGAUGAAAAUGAGCAACAGAAAAGUUGUCAUUGAAUUAACAAAAGCACAUGAGAAAACAUAUACCAAAGGAAGAUACUCUCUCUAUCAUGACUCAGAGAGCAGAGCCAUUGCUGCAUCCAUACACAACCUGAGUAUAGAGGAUGCUGGGAUAUACAGGUGUGCAUCUGCUUCACUGUUUGAUGACGAUGAUAAAGAUUAUAGAUAUACAGAAUUCAGGCUGGAGGUGGAGCAGGCCCCUCCCACCUCCAAACCUCCACUAAUCACAGGAAGUACGUCAGCACACAGCAGCCCCACAGGUGACACACACUCAUCCAGAAACACAAGAGCACCAGAGUUGGAAUCAACAUCUGCACAUGGAAAUUCAAAUACAACACAAUCAGAUUUCCUUACAGGGCAGAAUGCAUCUCUCUAUGGAGGACUAGCAGCUGCUGUGCUGGUCGGCCUACUGGUGUUGACCAUCAUACUGAUGAAGACCAGAGCAAAGAGGAGAGAAACACCACGAUCAUCACUAAGGAACCCAAGUAAUGCUGAAGAGAACAACGGCAUCUAUGCAGAGAUACAAGACACAGACAGCAGUGCAGAUAAACUCCAAACUCCUCCGACUCCAACCAAUCAGAGGAAUCAUCAGGACAGUUCACCUGUCAUCAGCAUAUACACCACAGCCAAUCAAAAUCCAGAACAGCAUCCAGCUUCAGCCAAUCAGUUUUCUGAAACUAACACUGAACCUGAAGACAUCAACUCCCUUUUGAUCUACUCUGUUGCAACCAAUCCGAUGCAGCCUACACACAUGACAGCAGCCAAUCAGAAUUCUGAAAUUGAUGACACAUACUCUGUUGCAACCAAUCCGAUGCAGCCUACACACGUCAGCAGCCAAUCAGAAUUCUGAAAUUGAUGACACAUACUCUGUUGCAACCAAUCUGAUACUGCCUACAGACAUGUCAGCAGCCAAUCAGCCAAUUGAUGACACAUAUGCUCUGGCAACUAAUCUGAUACUGCCUACAGGCGUGCCAGCAGCCAAUUAGAAUUCUGAAAUCAAUGAUGCUCACUCUUGCCACCAAUCCGAUACAAACAUGCCAGCCUCCAAUAGGCUGAGCCUGACUGAGGUGUCUGUGCAAACCCAGCCAUAGCCAAAAAUCUCACUGAUUCCCUCAACUAUAAAACCAUGGUCAUCAGUUCAGAGCCAAUCAGCUUUGGUUAUCCAAUGGCUGGCUUCCAAAACCCCGCCUCCAUUGAGUUACCUAGGAUACUGUUCCUUGUCCCGGACGCAACUUCUUAUUUGUACUUUUACAGAUAGAGAAAUGUAAUAAUUCAUCCAUAAUUUAUGUCAUGUUAAAGUUAUCUUAGAUUUGUGUAGAUUUUCAUAGAAAAUAUCAUUGCAUAUACU